Messenger RNA from Peromyscus leucopus (white-footed mouse), 1399 nucleotides. It is a transcript of the gene Nudt9, whose product is annotated as nudix hydrolase 9. NCBI's taxonomy places the organism in Eukaryota, Metazoa, Chordata, Mammalia, Rodentia, Cricetidae. Bases 84 to 1136 code for a protein of 350 amino acids. The transcript has 8 exons. Gene Ontology annotation, cellular component: mitochondrion. Gene Ontology annotation, molecular function: ADP-ribose diphosphatase activity. The record is from RefSeq and is a predicted model, not a curated record.
GCUGCCCGGCGCACCCGGCGCGGGGCUCGCUGCGGGGCUCGAGCCAGGCCGGGCGGCUUGCAGACCCCGCGCGCCGGGCGCCGAUGGCCGGCCGCUCCCUGGGGCAGGCGGUCGCCACCGUGUCGCUCUCAGUGGCCCUCGCGUCCCUGACUGUGCGGUCCUCAGGCUGCCGCGGCGUCCCCGCGUCCAGGAACUCAUUUCCAUCCUGUGGAUUUCACCUUAACGCCAACAUCAUGUCUGGUUCUAAUGAUGCCAAAGACAAUUCCCACAACAAGGCUCGGACAUCUCCUUACCCGGGUUCGAAAGUUGAACGGAGUCAGGUUCCCAAUGAGAAGGUGGGCUGGCUCGUUGAGUGGCAGGACUAUAACCCGGUGGAGUACACUGCAGUCUCUGUCUUGGCUGGCCCCAGGUGGGCGGAUCCUCAGAUCAGUGAAAGCAACUUUUCUCCCAAAUUCAAUGAAAAGGAUGGGCACGUGGAGAGAAAGAGCCAGAACGGCCUGUACGAGAUCGAGAACGGGAGACCCAGAAAUCCUGCAGGAAGGACAGGACUGGUUGGCCGGGGUCUUUUGGGGAGAUGGGGCCCAAAUCAUGCUGCAGAUCCCAUUAUAACCAGGUGGAAAAGGGAUGAGAGCGGUAAUAAAAUCACACAUCCUGUCUCCGGGAAAUGCAUCUUACAGUUUGUUGCAAUAAAAAGGAAAGACUGUGGAGAGUGGGCAAUUCCGGGGGGGAUGGUAGACCCCGGAGAGAAGAUCAGUGCCACACUGAAGAGGGAGUUUGGUGAGGAAGCCCUGAACUCCUUACAGAAGUCCAGUGCUGAGAAGAGAGAGAUCGAGGAGAAGCUGCACACGCUCUUCAGCCAGGAGCAUCUCGUGAUAUAUAAGGGGUAUGUUGACGAUCCUCGGAACACUGAUAAUGCGUGGAUGGAGACCGAGGCUGUGAACUACCACGAUGAGACAGGGGAAACCAUGGACAACCUCACCCUGGAGGCCGGGGACGAUGCCGGGAAGGUGAAGUGGGUUGACAUCAGCGAUCAGCUCAAGCUUUAUGCCAGCCACUCCCAGUUCAUCAAACUCGUGGCGGAGAAGAGGGAUGCGCACUGGAGCGAGGACCCUGCCGCUGACAACCGUGGGCUGUAGCUCGUUCCCGUGAGCCAGAGGCAUUCUGGGAGUGCUACAGCCAUCCAGCCGUCAGGGACACAGAACUGACUCCACAGAGGACACUCGGGAAGGUCUGCAACCAGGUAAAAUGAGCGAGUACGAUGAAGAACACUGAACUUUCAGCUUUCUUCUCAAAGGACUAGAUCUCCAGAUUUUGUAUGUAUUUAAGCAUGGCUGAACAAAAUUUAAAUAACAAGCGGUCUUUAGAGAAUUGUAGUUACAAUAAAAAUUUAAAAACCCAA